This is a messenger RNA of Solenopsis invicta (red fire ant), 1944 nucleotides long. It is a transcript of the gene pont, whose product is annotated as ruvB-like 1. Gene Ontology annotation, cellular component: NuA4 histone acetyltransferase complex; Ino80 complex; Swr1 complex. The transcript is spliced from 3 exons. NCBI's taxonomy places the organism in Eukaryota, Metazoa, Arthropoda, Insecta, Hymenoptera, Formicidae. The record is from RefSeq and is a predicted model, not a curated record. Gene Ontology annotation, molecular function: DNA helicase activity; ATP binding; ATP hydrolysis activity. The coding region runs from base 299 to 1669 and encodes 456 amino acids. Gene Ontology annotation, biological process: box C/D snoRNP assembly; regulation of transcription by RNA polymerase II; chromatin remodeling.
UUCCGCUAGGUUUACACAUACGCUACUUCCGCUUCAGUAUACGAUACGUCCAAUUAUAAUUAUAAAUACAUCUAAAACUAGAAACAAAUAACUUUAAAUAGGUUGCAGAAAGAGAUAAACAAGGUAGUAAACAAAUAUAUCGAUCAUUGUUAAUUGUUGAGCUAAACUAACAGGGAUCAGAAGGCUAACGACGGUGAGGAGAGGGAAAGGUGACCGUAUCCAAUCAAACAUAGCUCUGGCAACGUGCUUGUUGUCGCCGGUUCGCGUCGCUUAAUUUUUGCUGAAAGAUAACUUAACGAUGAAGAUUGAGGAAGUGAAGAGCACUGCUAAGACCCAGAGAAUCUCCGCCCACACGCAUAUCAAGGGGCUCGGACUCGAUGAAAAUGGCACGGCCAUCCAGAGCGCAGCCGGCCUCGUCGGUCAGGAAAUGGCACGAGAGGCCGCAGGCAUUGUCGUCGAUAUGAUAAAAUCAAAGAAAAUGGCAGGACGUGCAGUGUUAUUGGCUGGUCCACCAGGCACAGGCAAGACUGCAAUAGCGCUCGCCAUCGCUCAAGAACUCGGUAACAAAGUGCCUUUCUGCCCUAUGGUGGGCUCAGAGGUUUACAGCUCGGAGAUCAAGAAAACCGAGGUCCUCAUGGAGAAUUUCAGGAGAGCCAUUGGCUUGAGGAUCAAAGAGACCAAAGAAGUGUACGAGGGUGAAGUCACUGAAUUGACACCUGUCGAAACGGAGAAUCCUAUGGGUGGCUAUGGUAAAACUGUGUCUCACGUAGUCCUUGGUUUGAAGACCUCCAAAGGCACAAAACAAUUAAAACUGGACCCUUCCAUAUAUGAGUCUUUGCAAAAAGAGAAGGUGGAAACUGGCGAUGUAAUCUACAUUGAAGCCAAUAGCGGAGCGGUAAAGAGACAAGGUCGAAGUGACAAUUUUGCCACAGAAUUUGACCUUGAAGCAGAGGAAUAUGUUCCUUUACCGAAAGGUGAUGUACACAAAAAGAAGGAAGUCAUUCAAGAUGUAACGUUACACGAUUUAGAUGUAGCCAAUGCCAAACCACAGGGAGGACAGGACAUAAUGUCCAUGAUGGGACAAUUGAUGAAACCUAAGAAAACUGAAAUUACAGAUAAGUUGCGGAAAGAGAUAAACAAAGUGGUGAAUAAAUAUAUCGACCAAGGCAUUGCUGAAUUGGUGCCAGGAGUAUUGUUCAUAGAUGAAGUUCAUAUGCUGGAUAUAGAAACGUUCACUUAUUUGCAUCGCGCGUUGGAGAGUGCCAUAGCGCCGAUCGUCAUUUUCGCUACGAAUCGUGGCCGCUGCGUGAUAAGGGGAACCGAAGACAUCGUCUCUCCACACGGCAUACCUCUCGACUUAUUAGACCGUCUUCUCAUCAUAAGAACUCUUCCGUAUUCUAGACAAGAAAUCGAACAGAUAGUAAAAUUAAGAGCUGUCACGGAAGGACUGCAAAUCGAUGACGAAGCUCUGUCCGCUCUCGGCGAACUCGGCACAAAAACUACUCUGAGAUAUGUGGUGCAACUUCUAACACCUGCGGCUCUGGCAGCAAAGGUCAAUGAAAGAACUGGCAUUAAGAAGGAGGAUAUUGAGGAAGUCAAUGCACUUUUCUUGGAUGCUAAAUCGUCCGCUAAGAUACUUACGCAAAAUCAGGAUAAAUUUAUGAAAUAAAAUUUACGAUUAAUUUUACCUAUAUCCAUCAGAAACAAUUAAUUUAAUUAAUAAUUAAUUAUGAGAUGUUUACCGCGAUUAAAUUUUUAUAUUUUAAGUUUUUAAUUAAUUAUUCUUUUAAUUAAAAUUAAUUAAAAUUGUAAAUGUAUAUAUAGUAUAGCAAUAUUAAAAAGUAUUUUACCAUUAUUAUAAGGAAACAAUCGUAAACCUUAUUUAAAUAGAAAUAUUUUACAAAUGUUUACAAUAACUUCAUGAAUAAAAAUCUGUGAAAUAUA